Molecule: messenger RNA, 1398 nt
Organism: Pestalotiopsis fici W106-1
Lineage: Eukaryota; Fungi; Ascomycota; Sordariomycetes; Amphisphaeriales; Sporocadaceae
Exons: 4
Coding region: 1-1398 (465 amino acids)
Source: RefSeq, a predicted model, not a curated record
AUGCCAGAGACAGGGCCCAAGAGGGCUUGGAGGCCACUUGCUCCUGCUCCGACCGCUAGUGGUGGACAAUCUUCUGAGAUAGCUGGACCGUCGCGUCGAAGCAACUUGGUCAAGAAUGCUUGCCGGAAUUGCCAGGCCAAGAAGACAAAGUUGGAGUGUGUCUUUGAUACGCGCUUCGAAGGUAUGACCAAACAGCAGAGUGCCGAAUUCGAGAUUGCGCGACUCCAAGCCAUCAUCACAGACCUUGAGGAAAAGUUGCGUGUUCUCAGACAUGGUACCUACGACGAAGCACAAUCCAUGCUCGCCUUGAUGAGGCGAGAUGUGCAAAAUCAUGAUAAUGACCAUUCGGGCGCCCGAGUGCACGAUCCACUUCAGGAGGUAGUUCCUUCCGCCUCCUGCUCCGAGUUAAUCCAGCCAGGCCACAGGCCAUCGCCAGAGAUAAGCGACACUGACAAAGAACACGAUUUCCCUCCCCUUCUCUUCAACCGACGCGACUGGACACGAGAACCGACGACCCUAAACAAUGAUGACAAUGCCAACUCGGAGCACCCGGCGGCGCAAAAGAAGCCACCCGAGCUUCUCGACCACUCUGUCGGCAAUUCUCACCCCAAUACAGAAAACGAUUUGACUCCUAGACAUUCCAACAAUUUCAAAAACUUGCCCUUCUCGAGUGCUAUUCUUGCAAAUCACCACCCUCCUCAGAUUCAGCAGCAGCAACACGCAAACAUGUUCCAGUCCCUAUGGUCCAUCUUGCCCUUGACUACUUUACCUGGACCUUCAUCAGUCAAGACCUCCAUCUCGUCCACACUGCUACAAGCACAAUUGCUUAUUAAGGCUGGCGAGCCCAUAGACUCAGUCGCCGGAAAGAGCUGCAAUAUUGCCGCCAUUUUCAACCAGGAACAAUACAGCCACUCGAGGCUACUGUCCAAGUGGGCAGCACGUCUCGUCUUUAGUAUCCAACGCAAAAAGCAUACCUUUGCUGCGUUUGCAUCCAUGCACCUCGCUUGGACACUGGCUCGGUGGAUGAUUGAUCCCAGGCUGGAAAGCUUCUUGGCUAUUCCAGAGUGGUUUCGUCCCACGAUGGCUCAGUUGUACAUGCCGCAUGUGGAACUUGUCGACUUUCUCUUUUGGCCCUUACUGAGAGAGACGAUCACUAGUCACCCAGAUACCCUCCAGAGAGACUGGAGAUGGCUCGAGGACAUGAGCCGGACAGUCGAGUGUGACUGGUUCAUUAGCGUCGACCUCGCGCUUGAUAAUGACCCCUUGACUGGUGAAGUUUACUUGACAGAGUCGGCCAAGACAUGCGCCGAAGAGCUCGACAACUGGUCGGUAGGAUCCUCUGCCCAGCGAUAUAUUGAUGCAACCUCGAUCGUCAAGGUUAGGCCAAACUACGAGUAG